AUGUACUAUCUACAUCUAAAUAUUCACUGUCCCUUUGUUCUGUUUGUAGCAAGAGGAAGUGUCAGACUGCCCCGGGUCAGACUGUCCCGGGCCAGACUGUCCCGGGCCAGACUGUCCCGAGCCAGACUGUCCCGGGCCAGACUGUCCCAGGGUUUCUUCUUCUUCUUCUUCACCACCAGGGUUUCUUCUUCUUCUUCUUCACCACCAGGGUUCCUUCUUCUUCUUCUUCACCACCAGGGUUCCUUCUUCUUCUUCUUCACCACCAGGGUUCCUUCUUCUUCUUCUUCACCACCAGGGUUCCUUCUUCUUCACCACCAGGGGUCCUUCUUCUUCACCACCAGGGUUCCUUCUUCUUCUUCACCACCAGGGGUCCUUCUUCUUCUUCACCAACAGGGCUUCUUCUUCUUCUUCACCACCAGGGGUCCUUCUUCUCCUUCUUCACCACCAGUAAUCCUCCUUCACCAUCAGGGUUUCUUCUUCCUUGUUCUUCUUCAGCACCGGGAUUCAUUCUUCUUCUUCUUCUUCAGCACCGGGAUUCAUUCUUCUUCUUCUUCUUCACCACCAGGAUUCAUUCUUCCUCUUCUUCACCAUCAGGGUUUCUUCUUCUUCACCACCAGGGUUUCUCCUUCACCACUGGGAUUCAUUCUUCUUCUUCUUCACCACCAGGGUUCCUUCUUCUUCUUCUUCACCACCAGGGUUCCUUCUUCUUCUUCUUCACCACCAGGGUUCCUUCUUCUUCUUCACCACCAGGGUUCCUUCUUCUUCUUCAGGGUGCUUUUUGGCUCGUCCCAAUUCUUAGAGACCUCAACAGGUCCCUCCAAUAGGGAGUUGUUGAUAUUUUCCCUGAGAAAUAGGAGGGCAUGGAUCGAGGGGACUCCAUGGAUCUAG
Knipowitschia caucasica is the source of this 888-nucleotide messenger RNA. The record is from the annotation of a GenBank genome assembly. NCBI's taxonomy places the organism in Eukaryota, Metazoa, Chordata, Actinopteri, Gobiiformes, Gobiidae.